UGAUGGUGGUGAUAACUCGUCGACGAUAACGGUCUGUGCACGUCGGGUGCGGAUCCGAGGUACGCAGAUUUUGCUCAGCCAUGACUCUUGGAAAUCACGAAACACCGCGGAGGCAUCUUUGAGUACAAUGGCUAUACGAUAUAGCGAAGCGCUCGGUAUCAUCAAAUCAGUUGCGGAAGACAAACUUGGGCAGGAAGAUGGAAGAGAUGUUGAUGUUGUACCUCUGGAAGAUGCCGUUGGUCGCACUGCAGGAGAAGACCACGUGAGCCCGGUUGCAACACCACUCUUUGAUGCCUCGACCGUCGACGGAUAUGCCAUAUCAUCGGCUGCUACUGCGAACGCCACGAAGAAGCGACCAGUCACAUUCAUAGUAAGAGGGGCCAUCACGACGGAGGAAGAACUACGCAAUGGUAUGCCAUCGAGUGGCGGUGGAAUACCAUCAUGCUUCGAGAUCAAGACAGGAGCGCGGUUCCCGACUACCACGACCAUCCACUCACUGGAUGCCUGCGUGAGGGCUGAAGACGUCGUAACCACGGCUUUCGGCGGACAGAAGAUGAUAACCGUCGUGGAGCCAAUACCGAAGAAUGCGAACAAGAGAUCGGCAGGUUCGGAUAUUCAGAAUGGAGAGAGGUUGUUAGAGAAAGGAGAAAAAAUCCAGGCUCGGCAUAUCAUGGCCCUUGCAUCUGCAGGCAUCACUGGGGUUGCAGUUCGACGGGCCCUGAGGAUUGCGAUAUGGUCCAAUACAGACCUGCAAAUAACGGGCGCGAGCGUCUACUUCCUUAUUGCUGCUUUCCGAGAGCUUGGCGCAUAUGUUGAUUUUAAAGGCGUCUUGGAGGGCAGCACAGAUACAUUAUCGAAAACCGUCUUGCAGCAAAACGGCAAUGCUGCAUACGAUGCAGUGAUAACCACCGGUGGCGUCUCCAUGGACUUGAAGUUGGCCUUGAAGACAUUGAAUGCUCGCAUACGGUUCGAUGAUGUUGCCAUUGAGCCUGGUCGUUCUGUGCUGUUCGCUACACUGCCAACGCCCUACAUCUCUCCAUUGGUGGCACUUCCUGGAAGCCCUGUAGCGACAGCAGCCUGUUUCCGCUUCUUGUUGGUGCCUUUCGCCAUGCAGCUUUCUGGCGACAGACAGAGUGUUCCCAAGAUUCUCAAGAUGCAGGCGAAACAUGACUGCCGGAAUCUCUCAGUAAGCUGCCCGCCUCACUCAGAUUGCUUCAAGCAUGGUUGGAUCCAACGGAACAACCGAGGGGAGGAGUAUGUUCAGCUUGGCUCAGACCAAAAGCCUGCAAAGGUGUCGCACUUCGCUGCAUCAGAUUGCUGGGUGCAUGUGCCGAGAGGCCAUACCGGGAGUUACAAGGACACGCUGGUGUAUUGUUACCCUCACACGUCUGGCAGUUCCAUGUGAGGGAAGAGUGUCCAACACUUCACAGGCUUGGCCGCUGCCACUUCAACGCCGCAAUUCCGCAUUCGGCCGGGUGCGAGGGGCGGUCGAUGCUGGACUCGGCAUAUGCGUACGAUGCCCAGCAUGUCGGGUAUUCUGUCCGUGUCAGGAUGAAGGUCAAGAGAUGAGUACGGAGCAAGCGAGAUGGCGAUAAUCGUGGCCCACUCUCGGCGAGG
Messenger RNA from Paraphaeosphaeria sporulosa, 1617 nucleotides. Its product is annotated as putative molybdenum cofactor biosynthesis protein. Gene Ontology annotation, molecular function: molybdopterin molybdotransferase activity. Bases 128 to 1405 code for a protein of 425 amino acids. Gene Ontology annotation, cellular component: cytosol; cytoplasm. The record is from RefSeq and is a predicted model, not a curated record. NCBI's taxonomy places the organism in Eukaryota, Fungi, Ascomycota, Dothideomycetes, Pleosporales, Didymosphaeriaceae. Gene Ontology annotation, biological process: molybdenum incorporation into molybdenum-molybdopterin complex; Mo-molybdopterin cofactor biosynthetic process. The transcript has a single exon.